This is a messenger RNA of Panicum virgatum (switchgrass), 1276 nucleotides long. RefSeq lists its product as uncharacterized. The transcript has 9 exons. The record is from RefSeq and is a predicted model, not a curated record. Lineage: Eukaryota; Viridiplantae; Streptophyta; Magnoliopsida; Poales; Poaceae. The coding region runs from base 244 to 1047 and encodes 267 amino acids.
ACCGUGGGCCAAUAAGUGAGCUGCCUCCUAAACGUCUCGACGAUUUAAGGCCCAUUUGUUUGCUCCACACAGCAGCAGUGAUCAAUCGGGCGUCCACUCCACAAGCGCGUUCAAGCCCAUUCCAUUCCCCCUUCCCGAGCAAGUCACAGGGCAUCAUCGAAAAAGGCGGGAAAACCCCCUUCCCGAACCUUCCAGAAGCCUCCAGAAGGGCGUGUCCCCCGACCUCUUCCCCCUGCUGCGCAGAUGGCUGCGCCGGCGUCGGCGGCGGGCAGCGAGACCCCGAAGCAGCUCCUCUCCAUCAUCCGCGACUUCGCCUCCGAGAAAUCCCACGGCGAGCGCAGGGUGUCCGAACUCAGGCGCCGCCUCGCCGACGUGCGCGCCACGGCCGACGCCGCCGCGGCGGAGCUUGACGCCGCCAAACGCGCGCGCGAGGCGGCGGAGCAGGAGCUCCGCGGGAGCCAGGUUCAGGCCGCGAUCGCCGACGCCACCAUCCAGGCGCAAGAGGCAACGAUCUCGCGUCUCCAGGAGGAGAUCUCGAAGGUGGGCACCGAUCUGGACGCGCUCAAGAGCAAGGGAGACAGUGAGAGGGACGAUUUCAUCAGCCUGAUGCAUGAGAUGAACGCUAAGACAAGGCAAUUUCAACAGAUGGUCUCUCUAGAAUUAGCAGAAUACAAUCACUCUGGGCUGCAGUCUACAGAAGGUCAACAUGUCAAGGACAAGACUGAAAUUUUGGAGUCAGAAGGCAUUUUGAAAGAUUUGACUGAUAAGGUGAGCAGCAAGGACGCUGAGGUGCAGCUCUUGGAAGAAGAGUAUAAAAAAGAUCUGAUUGAUCAUGAUAAGGUCCGUCAGGAGCUGGCCGAUAUCCAAGCAAAGAGAGCUCUUAUGGAGGCUGUGAUGGGAGAGAGUAAGCAGCUGAAGGAGAUUGGAGAGCGGGCAGCUGAACUGGCGAAGGUGCACGCUUCACUUGUAGAUGAGCUGCAGCGGCGGUACACGUGCCCUGGCUGCGGAGUCAACAAUAUGCCCGGGUUGGAGGAGGCCGCGAACUAGAUAAGCGUUGGUCGCUCUGUUGUACAUACACAUGUUUUGGCCGAUGGUGGUGAAAUAGGGCUGUGGGAGUGUGGCUGUUGGAUUCCUUUUUUUUUUUUGAGGGAAGGCUGCUGGAUUCCUAAAAGCUUGUGAAUGAGGCAUGGAUCGUAGUCAGUAGGACCCUCUGACCAGCUGGUUAUACGAUACACAUUUUUUUUGAACUCUUAUACGAUAUACACAUUGCUGAGAA